AUGGAAAGAGGAGUUCCGAGAAACGGGGUCAACAACACCAAACAUCACAGAACGGGGUCAACAACAUCAGACAUUACAGAUGGGGGUCAACAACAUCAGACAUCACAGAAAGAGGUCAACAACAUCAGACAUCAUAGAACGGGGUCAACAACAUCAAACAUCACAGAAAGGGGUCAACAACAUCAAACAUCACAGGAAGGGGUCAACAACAUCAAACCUCACAGAUCGGGGUCAACAACAUCAGACAUCACAGAACGGGGUCAACAACAUCAAACAUCACAGAAAGAGGUCAACAACAUCAGACAUCACAGAACGGGGUCAACAACAUCAAACAUCACAGAAAGGGGUCGACAACAUCAGACAUCACAGAAUGGGGUCAUCAACAUCAGACAUCACAGAUCGGGGUCAACAACAUCAGACAUCACAGAUCGGGGUCAACAACAUCAGACAUCACAGAACGGGGUCAACAACAUCAAACAUCACAUAACGGGGUCAACAACAUCAGACAUCACAUAA
Molecule: messenger RNA, 516 nt
Organism: Ylistrum balloti
Lineage: Eukaryota; Metazoa; Mollusca; Bivalvia; Pectinida; Pectinidae
Exons: 1
Coding region: 1-516 (171 amino acids)
Source: RefSeq, a predicted model, not a curated record